GCCUGAAUGACUCAGCAAGUGCCUCUUAUAAGAGGCAGACAGAUGAGAGAGAGGAGGGAGUGAGGCUUUAGUCAACGGUGACCAUUUCAUACAGUAACUUUCUUUCCUGCCGACAUGUUCAGGUGGUCCUUGACCACAGGUUUAAUUGUACUUCUUUAUUGGCAAAUGAAACUAGCAUCAUCGCUGCCCAAUGGAGCUCCUGUAUCAGCUUGUGCAGAUUUGAUGCCUCGACACUCAGGGGUCCAGCCACAGCCUUUUCCUGCUCCCUACGCCAUUGAUUUCAAGAGGACCUCGGAUGAAAAUGUGCAGACUUUCACGGUUGUAAUUUCGGGUCCAGAUUAUAAGGGUCUGCUUCUAGAGGCUCUCAUGCCUAAUAGUAACAUUGCUCUGGGGAAGUGGCAGACUCCUCCUCCCAACACCAAAUACUUAAUGUGCUCUGGAAAUGAGCAAGGUGCUAUUACGCACUCGAACACCCAGAUCAAAAAUAACUCAACUACAUAUUCAUGGAUUCCUCCUUCUCCCAUGCCUCCUGCCGUUCACUUCAUGGCUACUGUAGCACAAUCCCGUACUGUAUACUGGCUGAAUGUGAAGUCCAGAGUGAUAACCACAGUCACAUCAAGUCCAGAAAAUACUGGGACAAUCUGCAGUGCCGACAAUUUGAUCAUUAUCUUCAUUGCUCUUUUGCUCAACUUCCUAAGCUACAUUUAAGAAAAUCAGAAGAGUUAUGAAUUUUUCCAGGGAAAAGUGUUGUGAUGAAUUCCCCUUCUGUUACUGACUACUAUAUAGCUUUAUCUUUAAUUUUUUAUUAAUUGCUUAUCUAAUGGUAAAAAAAUAAUUGAGUGUCAUCCUCUACUUCUGUCGCAAAACUAAUCAAUGGAAUUACAAAUAAACUAUUACUUUUAACUCCUAAAAAA
This is a messenger RNA of Polypterus senegalus (gray bichir), 914 nucleotides long. Its product is annotated as putative defense protein 3. The transcript is spliced from 5 exons. Gene Ontology annotation, molecular function: oxidoreductase activity, acting on metal ions. NCBI's taxonomy places the organism in Eukaryota, Metazoa, Chordata, Cladistia, Polypteriformes, Polypteridae. The record is from RefSeq and is a predicted model, not a curated record. The coding region runs from base 115 to 708 and encodes 197 amino acids.